UGACAAGUCAACAUCCAUAACUGUCAAGUCGACUGGGGGAACCCAGGCUCACACUCUCAAGUUGAGCUGGGGGCUUCCGCUCCCGCUGUCAUCCAUCGUGAUCUUACCAUAGACCGCGCAUUCCUACCGCGCGCAAACAUGUCGUCCAAUUUUCAGUUCAACAUCCGAUGAUUCCGGUCCUCCAGAACGAUCUUCUGCGAGACCUCCUUUUUUUUUUUUCUGUGACGAUCAGCAGUUUGGCGGGAUAGCUCAUGCGAUUCCAUACCAUCUCCACCCUGGUACUGUAGUUAGGUAGUUGUUUCCUGAGGCAAAUCCCGAUAAUAGAUAGCUUCAGUUCCUAUUCAGGUUUUGUUUGCUGGAUGGAUGGAUGUAUGCAUACUUAUCCACCUCUCCUCUGUCUGGCUGGCAACUGUACCCUGUGCUACCAAGCUCAACCUACCUCCAAGCUGACCUAAGCUCUAACCUCAUCCUAGCCACCCGAUAUCCCAAAAGAAUUUCUCUCCUUUCACACUUCCCUGCAUCCGGCCCGUUCCUAAAUCUGCCUGCUUGUUCUUGCGCCGCCGCGCUACGUCGGUCCUUUUUCCCUUCGGAUCACUGUCCUUUCUUCUCUUCAAUCAGGUUCGCAUAGACAGACGGAGUGCUAUGUUCCAAUGUCUAUAAACAUUGUCCAAGGCGCGGCCUUGGUUUGUCUUGGCUGGAGCUGUACUGUCUUUCUCCUCCAACUUGUCGGCAUCACCAAGCUUUACCGCAACCACACCACACCUCUCCCUCCUCCCGCAUCGCCUUCAUUGCCCGAGAAUGAAGUCCCCCACGUUACCGUUGUCCGCCCUGUCAAGGGCGUAGAGGUUGGCCUGUACGAAUGCCUCGCCUCGACCUUCCGGCUCGCCUACCCCAAGUCCAAGCUCUCGAUCCGUCUCUGCGUCGAUUCCAAGAGCGACCCAGCCUACCCCGUCCUCUGCCAGCUCGUUGUCGAUUUCCCCAAUUUCGACGCGCAGGUCCUCGUUGAGGAAGAAGACCCAAUCCUCCACGGUAGUGCCGGCCACGUCAACAACCUGGGCCCAAACCCCAAAAUCCGCAACAUCAGCCGUGCAUACCGCGAGGCAAAGGGCGACGUUAUCUGGAUCGUGGACUGCAAUGUUUGGGUGGCCAAGAACGCAGCAGGGAGGAUGGUUGACAAGCUCUUUGGCUUCCAACCCAACAGCGGCGGCGGCGUUGACAGAACGACCCCCUACAAAUUCGUCCAUCAGCUCCCCCUCGUGGUAGACCUAGACAACAGCUCCUCCGGUGCCAGCGCCGUCAACAAAUCAUCCUCGACCGAAGGACAAUCCCUCCUCCCUUCCACCGUUCCCAAAGACAAUCAGAACCGAAACCAAGGCCUCCUAGCCCACGGCGGCCGCCUCGAGGAAAUGUUCAUGUCCACCACCCACGCCAAGUUCUACGGCGCCAUCAACGCCGUCGGCGUAGCCCCUUGCAUUGUCGGCAAGUCCAACAUGUUCCGCAAGUCGCAUCUCGACGCCUUCACCACCGUCUCCUCCAACCCUCUUCUCCACUCUUCGGACUCGACCCGCGGCACCGGUAUCGAUUUCUUUUCCUCGUACAUUUGUGAAGACCACCUGAUCGGCGAUCUAAUCUGGCGCUCCUCCUUCCCCGGCUCGGUAGGGUACAAAAACCACGGCCUCGUCUUUGGCGAAGUGGCCGUCCAACCCAUGGCAGGCAUGUCCGUCGCCGCGUACAUUGCGAGGCGCGUGCGGUGGCUGCGCGUGAGAAAGUGGACGGUUUUGGCUGCAACGCUGGUGGAGCCGGGCGUGGAGAGUCUGGUGUGUUGUGCGUAUUUUGCUUUUGCGGUGACUACGCUGCCGUGGUUCAACAGCACGUUUGGCGUGCCACAGACGUGGAGCGCCAUGGCUACCUUGUGGUUUGGGGCCGUGACGAUCUGGAUGUCGAUUGAUAGGUGGUUGACCAGCAAGCUGUUCCGGUUGCAUAGUUUGGAUGUGGAUGAGAAUACACCCUUCUUCGCCAGGGGCACGGCAAGGACAGGGGGAACAACACAGAGACCAUUUAGGGAGUGGAUUGCCGCGUGGUUAGGAAGAGAGUUUCUGGCACUGCCUAUUUGGACCACGGCCGUAUUGCUGGGCACAACGGUCAAGUGGAGGGGAAGACAGUUCAAGGUUCGGAUGGAUAUGAGCGUGGUGGAGGUGGAUGAUAGGAAGAGCCGGGCUGAUGUUAUCGGCGGGAGCAAGCCCAGACCGAGGAUGGCUGGCUCGCCGGAUAGUAAAGACCGCGUAGAUUAAACGAGUACAUACGGUAUUUGAGAGACCUUUGGGCGGAAAGAGGAGUAAUGAGACUUUAUGCCAUGAUACCUACAUAGAUAGAAAGAUAGACUACCCGUACGAGGACGCUUCGCAUACCUUGUCGAUGCUGUAAUAACAACCUAAUCAUAUCCA
This is a messenger RNA of Neurospora crassa OR74A, 2444 nucleotides long. RefSeq names its product ceramide glucosyltransferase. The coding region runs from base 651 to 2291 and encodes 546 amino acids. Gene Ontology annotation, biological process: glucosylceramide biosynthetic process. Gene Ontology annotation, molecular function: ceramide glucosyltransferase activity. The transcript has 2 exons. Lineage: Eukaryota; Fungi; Ascomycota; Sordariomycetes; Sordariales; Sordariaceae. The record is from RefSeq and is a predicted model, not a curated record. Gene Ontology annotation, cellular component: membrane.